This is a messenger RNA of Varanus komodoensis (Komodo dragon), 4229 nucleotides long. RefSeq names its product calpastatin (gene CAST). The record is from RefSeq and is a predicted model, not a curated record. Gene Ontology annotation, molecular function: calcium-dependent cysteine-type endopeptidase inhibitor activity. Gene Ontology annotation, cellular component: cytoplasm. The coding region runs from base 243 to 2807 and encodes 854 amino acids. NCBI's taxonomy places the organism in Eukaryota, Metazoa, Chordata, Lepidosauria, Squamata, Varanidae. The transcript has 33 exons.
UUCGGCAGCAGCGACAGGAAGAGGAGGGACUAGCCGUGCUGCAGCGCCCAGGCUCUGGCACGGGGGGCGUCGGAAUAGCGGUUUCAUAGCUGCUCGGACCGUCUCUCCUUCCCUGCCUCCACCCGCGCUGCCUCCCCCCCCCCUUCGUCUCUUCCUUCUGCACUGGAAUUACUGCGGUGUCCCGUAAACACGCUACGGAGGGGGAAAGCGCGACUCGAAGCAAAAGCGCCUCCUCAGCUGUCAUGUCGCAGCCAACGAAAGGCAAGAAGCAGCAACCCGCCAAGGCGGGCAAAGCGCAUGGUGAUAAAAAUGCAAGUGGAGCAGCAGGAGAUAAAAAAGGAGGAGAAGCGGCAGAGAAGAAACCUGCAAAUACCGGUAUUGCCGAUUCUUCUAAAACAAAGACAAGUGGAGUAUCUUCUAUCAGUAAGACUCAGUCUUCUUCCACGGUUGCCGCAAAGACCCCUAGUAUGAAGCCAUCAGAAACAAAGGCUUCUUCAAGCCAGCAACAGACCACUGGAUUGCAAUCUCACAAAAGGAAAAAGAACAAGAAGCAGGCAGCACAAAAAUCAAAGACAGAGAGCGAAAAAGUGGUACAGUUAACCAAGCCAGAUGAUUCUCAGACAAAACAUCCAUCAGAAGAGAAGCAAAAAGACUCUGGAGGGGCAAAAGGGCCAAGCAAACCUAUGGAAACAGAACCUAAACAACCAAGUACUGGAAAAGGCGUCUCUGGUCAAAUUGACAAGUCAACAACACAGCUGACAUCACUAGAUGAAGGAAAGGCAAAAACUGACAAGAAACCAUCGGCUGCCAAGGCAGCAGUUGCAGCUGCUGGCGCAGCUGGAGCAGUUGCAGCUGCUGGCUUGACUGCUCCAUCUGCAGAGAUUAAAGAAAAUAAAUCUGCAACCACAACUCCUGCUGCAGAUACUCAACCAGCUCAAAAAUCUGACAUGGAUGCUGCCUUAGAUGAUUUAAUAGACACACUUGGAAGUGCUGAAGAACAACCAACUGCUCCUGCAUAUACUGGACCAGAAGUUUUGGACCCAAUGUCUUCCUUAUAUAUAGAAGAGCUGGGAAAAAGAGAGAGCACAAUUCCCCCAGAGUACAGAAAACUAUUGGAGAGUAAAGGAGAUGGCAAAGUUGUUCCCCCACCAGUGCCAGUGGGAGAAUUUCAGCCAACAAUGACAGAUGAUGACCUUGCAGAUGCUCUGUCAUCUGGUUUUACUUGCAGUGUUGUAUCAUCUGCUGGAGAGAAGAACAUCAUGUCAAAAGAGAAAUCUGCAAAAGAAGGUGAACUUCUGCAAGCUGAAUCUACAACUUUGGUCAGAGGCUCAGCUCCUCCGAAGGAGAAAAAACCCAAACUGGAAGAGGCAGCAAUUAGUGACAGUGCCCUUGAGGCCCUCGUGGAUACCCUUGGCAUGCCAGAACCAGAACCUGAAGUAGAUCUAAGCUCCAUUGUAGAAGUUGAAGAGCCAAAGGCCAAAGAAAGAAAGGAGAAGAAAGCGGGUGAACGUGAUGAUACAAUUCCUCCAGAGUACAGAUUAAAACCAGUCUUGGAUAAAGAUGGGAAGCCUUUGUUGCCGAAACCUGAAGAAAAACCUAAGCCCCUUAGUGAGUCUGAGCUAGUUGAUGAAUUUUCAAAAGACUUUGUCUGUCCUACUCCUCCCACAGAAAUCUCCAAACCAUCUAAAUCUGCUGAUGAGCCUAAGAAGCCCGCAGCUGCUGAGUCCAAGACUCCCAAAGAAACAGUGUCUUCCCCUCCCACAGUUCCCUCAUUGCCGGCAUUACAGCCAUCAGAAGUGCCUACAAAGCCUUCAGCAGUUGAGCCCAAAAAAAUCUCAACAGAAGAAGUGGUCUCUGCUGCUGCUGUUCAUUCUGUGAAAUCUUCCGCUCCCUCAAUGACUCCUUCAAGUACAGAAGUACCUGAUGAAGCACUGGAAGCUUUAGCCGGAAGCCUAGGAAAAAAAGAUCGUGCUCCAGAAGAGAAAAAACCUGCUGUGGAUAAAGUGAAGGAAAAAGCAAAACAGGAGGAACGAGAGAAGUUGGGUGAAGAUGAAGAAACCAUUCCUCCCGAUUACAGAUUGACUGAAGCAAAGGAUAAAGAUGGGAAGCCACUUUUACCAAAACCUCAAGAAAAACCUCAGCCCCUAAGUGAAAGUGAACUUCUUGAUGCUUUGUCAGAAGGCUUUUCUUGUUCUUCUGCACCAGCAUCAAAGGCUUCCCCAGCAGCUGCACCUCAAAAAUCUACAGGUGCAAGCAAGCCUGAUGCUGCUUCUGCUGAGGAAGUUAUAUCUUCUGCCUCAGUUUCUGCAGUACACACAGCUGCUCUGCCACCACCAACAGGCACCCCAGUAAGCCAAGCUGAAAAAGAACUUGAGUCUGCUGCAGAUCUUCUUGCUGAUUCACUGGGACAAAGAGAACCUGAUCCAGAUGAAAACAAACCAAUUGUAGAUAAAGUAAAGGAAAAGGCCAAAUCUGAGCAUAAAGACAAACUUGGAGAGAGAGAUGAUACAAUUCCUCCUGAGUAUAGGCAUAUUCUGGACUCUGAUGAAAAGGGUAAACCAAUAAAGCCAACAGACAAGGAUGGUGAGAAACCCAAAGAACAAAAGAAGCCAGCAGAUGAUUCAGCAGCUAUUGAUGCCCUUUCAGGGGACUUUGAUAACUGUGGGAAACCUCCUGUUUCACAAAAAACUUCAGCAAAGGAUGAAAAAACAAAAGACGCUGCUGUAUCUAAACCAGUUAGAAAGGAAGAAAAGAAAUCCAAAUCCCCAAAAAAAGGGAAAAGAACAGUCUUCAAGUGGAAAAUCUGAGAAACAGAAAAAAAGUUAAAUCUUUCCAGACUUUUCGUCACUAGUGCAAAGAUUCUUCAUUUUGCUGGUGGAUAGCUGCACUUGAACAAAAGCUAUUUUGCAGAAGCAAGAUAGUUACCUGGGUGGUUGUUUGUAUUGUGGUAUUUGGAUAUUUUGGCAUGUUAUGCGUAUCUUUUGCUAUUUUCCAAGGAUGAACUAACUUUUUCUAGCCAUUUAUUUCACUGUUGUUUAUUUUGUAAUUUUCUUGAGUUCUGAAAGAAAAGGAAUGCUUUAUAUUUGUAAGAAACAGAUUUCCUAUUAAUUCAAUAGUAAUGAAAAAGACUGCAAAGUUUUGCACAUAAUCUACACAUAGUGCCUGUAAAUCUCAGCAGAGUUCACUACAUCUGUACAAUAUAUUUUUAGGAUACCAAAUGCUUUCAACUUUCUGGAAUGAAAUGAGUUUUGGAUAUCAUCUGCCUCUUUAGGCUAGUUGCCUGUGGUUAUUCUUUUUGGGAAAAUACUUGGUGAAAAGGGAGGGAGUAUCAGUUGCUAUGAUUUAAGAGUGGGAGUGGAAUAAAAACUAUUGUUGCUCAUCUUUGGCUUCCAACAAUAUAGUAUUGAAUAUGAACAGUGCCUUUAGUAUUGUGUAUUUUAAACCUUGAGUUCUUGCUAUCACCAUCUUUUGCAUACUAUGCAGCCCUGUCAGCACCUUCCAGGAAGGACAUAAUAUUGAAUCAGAACACCGGAGAUGGAUUGCAGUACUUCAGAAGUACUACAAGUAGUUUUGCAAUAUUUGCUUCACUCUUCUUGACUUGCAUAAAUUCACAAACAACUUUGACAACUCUAUAUAGAGAGAGUCCCAACAUUUACACUGGGUAUGAUCCUCACCUGAAGUUUAGAUUACACGGGGCAGCUUAAUCCAGAUGUAUAUACAUAGCACAGUGAAUAUGAAGGUGCUUUGCAAGGUAAUCUGGAUGCAAUGCAUGCUCAAAUUUUCAUGUUUUCUUUUGCGGUAUUCCUUGCACCAAGAGAGAAGCUAUGACUCCAUUACCAGAUUCUGAUGAAUUGCAAUCAGAGUGACAAAUCUUCCUAUUGGUGUGUGGAGUAAGCUACUACUAAUUUGGCAAAAUGGUCAAGUCUGCUUCUAGGUAGCAAGUCAUCUACCACUUUCAUUAUCAGAUAUAUAGGCAGCAGUCCACCAGGAAUAAAACCUCCGCUAGACCUUUUGAAUUGCAUGAGGGUUUUGCAAGAAGCAGGUCAUUGUCUUCCAUAGCUCUUACUGAUUUCAGAAGGAGUAAGUGCAGGUGAUGUUCCUGCAUGUCUUUCAGGAUGAGGAAAAUCAGAAUUCUGAUUGUCCUUUACAAUCUGUAAUGGUAAUACUGUACGGUAUUGGACAGGUUGUAUUGAGAUUCUGUGUACACUAAUAAAGUUUUUAGAUUGUAA